Spinacia oleracea (spinach) is the source of this 1171-nucleotide messenger RNA. RefSeq names its product auxin-responsive protein SAUR36-like. The record is from RefSeq and is a predicted model, not a curated record. NCBI's taxonomy places the organism in Eukaryota, Viridiplantae, Streptophyta, Magnoliopsida, Caryophyllales, Amaranthaceae. The transcript has a single exon. Gene Ontology annotation, biological process: response to auxin. The coding region runs from base 367 to 903 and encodes 178 amino acids.
UUCUUUACACAUUUAAACAGACCUUAGACUUUGAUCGUUAUACCCACGAAGCAUCAUUCCUACAAUUUAUCAGCUGACUUUUAAUAUUUCCCCAAUAAAAUUAAAAUAAAUUACAUCCAUAAAUAUUUCCAGUAUUUCAUACUUAUAAAUCUCCUUCUAAUCCGCAACUUUUAUUUUCCAGCCUUCCCUUAUUUUUGUAUCUAUCCUCUGUUUCAGACAUUUUAACACCAAAACCACAAAACUAUUACCAAAGAAAGGGUCUUUUGGCUCAUUUCUCAUAAACCCAUUUCACAAUACUAUCUAAUUUCACUAAAUCGACUCCCGUUUCUGUUAAUUGUUCUUGGAUUAUCAGCUAAUCACGUCAAAAUGAUGAUUAAAGGAAGAAACAGGGGAUUCAAAUUAGGCCGGAAACUAAUCCGGGUUUUCAGAUGGGUCGCUCGGAAAAGAAUAAAUUCAACCAAAUACGAGAAGUUAGAAAUGGGAACUGAACAAAGGAAGAGUAAGACAAUUUCCAGAUUAUGCAAAUGGGGGAAGAAGAUUCAACGCGGGCUGUUCAACUCAGUUAAAACUAAAGGGUAUGUUCGAGUUGGUCAUAACUCGGCGUUGGACUCAAAACCGGUUCAUGUACCAAAGGGACACCUGGCGGUACACGUGGAGGAACCAGAAGGUCACACGCGGCGAGUUCUGGUGCCGGUGUUGUUCCUCAACCAUCCUCUGUUUGGGAAGUUGUUGGAAGAAGCUGAGAAAUCGUAUGGGUUUGAUCAUCCGGGUCAAAUCACUAUUCCAUGUCCGAUAUCGGAGUUUGAGAACGUACAAACGAGGAUCGCCGCCGGCGGUGGGAAAUGCCGGCCACGAUUUCACCGGCCAACUCAUAUUUCCGAUGUCAAACAUCUACUAUUAUGAUAUGAUAUGAUAUGAUUGUUUUGUGAGUACGCUUAUAUUAUAAAUAGAGUAGAUUAUAGAUUUUCGAGAAGUUAAUCACCCCUUCCAAAAUUAUAAAUUUUGUGAUGAUUAUUGGGUGUUUAGUUAUACUAGAUUUCUCAAUUUUUCUCUUUGUUUAUUGUAAUAAUUUUCAUUUUGGGUAGACUUAGGUGUUUGAUAUGGUGGAGCAUCCUUUAGAGUUGUACAGAAGAGAUGUUUCUAAGAUAAUGAUGAUGAAUUUCUCUUGAAA